ACAGUAACACUUCCCCUGAACUCCACCAACAUAACGACUUGAGCUAAAUCCAUUACAUUGCUGAAUCACCCAAACUCAGAAGACUUGGUCAAGUUUAGCAGCCAUGGAGUCGAAACAGUGUUCAUUUGUUACUAUAAAUAGUGAUCAGAUUCACACUGAUUUCAGACACUCAGACCCUUUCAUUACAAAGAAAGUAAUAAACCAGAAUGAGGAAGAACAUACCUCCCAGCUUGCCAAUCCUUAUUUUCUUGUGUGCUGCAGCGACUGUGUCGAGGAUCGACGCGCAGUCCUGCAGUCCUAGCGGCAGAAUUACCGGAAAAAAGCCGCCUCCGGGGGAAUGUAAUACCGGGAAUGACUCCGAAUGCUGUGUCCAGGGACAGCAUUACACAACUUAUAAAUGUUCUCCGCGAGUGACGGCGCGUACUAAGGCUAUCCUGACACUCAAUGGGUUUGGUCCAGGCGCUGACGGCGGCGGGCCGUCAGAAUGCGACGGCCAUUUCCACUCGGAUGAUACUCCGGUGGUGGCGCUGUCGACAGGGUGGUUCAACAACCUAAGACGGUGUUUCAAGAAUAUCACAAUCUACGGUAAUGGGAGGAGAGUUAAAGCAAUGGUGGUCGAUGAGUGCGACUCGACCGUUGGAUGUGAUUCAGAGCACGACUAUCAGCCUCCGUGCCGUAACAAUAUUGUCGACGCGUCUAGAGCUGUCUGGAAGGCCUUAGGAGUGCCUAAGGAUGACUGGGGACUACUAGACAUCUUCUGGUCUGACUAAAGCUCGUCGUUCCUAGUACUUAUUCGAUUAUGUCUGUCCGGCUGUUAUCUUUCUAUGUCUUUUACUAUAGUCUAAACUGUAUUCGACAUCGUCGGUAUUUCUAUUACAUGAAGUGUCUUGAAGUUUGCUAAAAAUCUAUGAAGGGCCCCUUAAUC
This is a messenger RNA of Andrographis paniculata, 925 nucleotides long. RefSeq names its product kiwellin-1-like. Bases 207 to 770 code for a protein of 187 amino acids. The transcript has a single exon. The record is from RefSeq and is a predicted model, not a curated record. Lineage: Eukaryota; Viridiplantae; Streptophyta; Magnoliopsida; Lamiales; Acanthaceae.